This is a messenger RNA of Talaromyces amestolkiae, 831 nucleotides long. RefSeq lists its product as uncharacterized. Gene Ontology annotation, molecular function: glutamic-type endopeptidase activity. Gene Ontology annotation, biological process: proteolysis. The record is from RefSeq and is a predicted model, not a curated record. The coding region runs from base 1 to 831 and encodes 276 amino acids. The transcript has a single exon. NCBI's taxonomy places the organism in Eukaryota, Fungi, Ascomycota, Eurotiomycetes, Eurotiales, Trichocomaceae.
AUGAAGGCUUCCAUCGUCCUUUCUCAUAUCCUCCUUCUUGCGGCUUCUGCUGCAGCUGCAGUUACGCGCGGCCAUGGACUGGCUGCUCGAAUGGCCGCUCGCGGCGAGAUGACGCGACUGACACGUCCCAAAAUUCCUGCCAUCGACGUUGACGCCGAUGAAGUUGCCAACCGUACGAAUGUCGACUACAGCUCCAACUGGUCUGGCGGCGUUCUCACAGCACCGCCUUCGGGAACAACUUUCACCUCGGUGACUGCGCAGUUUACCGUUCCCAAACCGUCGUUGCCAUCGGGAGCCACGCAAGACUCUUACGCAUCUGCAUGGGUUGGAAUCGAUGGUGAUACUUACACCAAUGCCAUUCUCCAGACUGGUGUUGAUUUUGGUAUCUCGACAUCGGGGCAGGUCACCUACGAUGCCUGGUACGAAUGGUAUCCCGACUACGCCUACGAUUUUUCCGGCAUCGACAUCAGCACCGGAGACGACAUCAAAAUCACCGUCACAUCGACCAGUAACAAAGCCGGUUCCGCUGUUAUCGAAAACUUGACAAACGGUCAAUCAGUAUCUCAAAGCCUUACCGCCCCCUCCUCAACCGCUACUCUCGGUGGCCAAAACGCUGAAUGGAUUGUUGAGGACUUUGAGUCUAACGGAGCCCAGGUUUCGUUUGCCAACUUUGGAAAGGUAGCGUUUACAAACGCCGCUGCUGGUACUGCUGAUGGGGAUAGUGUUGGUACCUCGGGUGUUGAUCUUCUGGACAUUUCUCAGAACGGCAAGGUUUUGACUUCUGCUUCUGUUCCUAGUGACUCUGAGGUGUUGGUUGAGUAUACUGGUUAA